UCAGACAGCUGACCGCAGCGACUCGUCAGGUGUUUGUUUGAGGGAUAAAGGUAGGUUAAAAUUGAAGUUAAGUAAAUAAGUAAUAUGUCAGUAGCUGUGGCAGAGUUUCUACAGGUAAGGCUUACAAGAAAAAGUUAUAAUUUGAUUAAAAAAAACAUAGCAAGCGAGCGUCAAAGUUAAUGAAGGCUAAGUUGACGUGUAGCUCGCAGGCUAACUAAGCUGCUAGUUUAAUAAGUGAAACACGUGUUUACUUUUAGGAUAAAUCAGCUGCAUUGAUAUGAUGUGAACUAUAUUAAUAACGUUUGCUGGUAACCGCAAAUUUGCCAGCUGUUUAAUCGGGUUGACAACAUUAAAAACAACAACAUCAACCAGAGGAGAGGGUGGUUGUUCCUAAACAUGUCCGGGGAACGAGCUCCUCUACCGGCUGGCAGGAACAGCCUGCUCCGCGGGGGCCGGACCAGGUCUUACGGUAGUCUGGUCCGGUCUCCUCUUUCUCCGGUUCACCAGAGACACAUUGAACACAACAUCCAGCCAGGAGAGACUCUGCAAGGCCUGGCCCUGAAAUAUGGAGUGUCUAUGGAGCAAAUUAAACGAGCAAACAGGCUGUACACCAAUGACUCGAUAUUCCUGAAGAAGUCCUUGUCGAUUCCUGUGCAGCUGUCCGACUUGGACGACUGCAGUAAUGGUGUAGAUUUGACAGAAGAGGACUCAGAGGAGUGUGCUGGCGGCGCUUCUGGUCAAAAUGGGCACACAGCAAGGUCAAAUCAGAUAAAGCACGAGGAUGGCAAAGAAAGGCUGUCAGACCUUACUCCGGAGGAUUUUUUGAAGAGAUUGGACGGCAUGAUAAACCAGUCCAAGCAAGCUGCUGUCAAAGGAUGCCGCGAAGCAGAGAAAAGGGUUGCUGACCUAGAAGCAGCUUGCACCAGCAGGACAUCAGACUUGCGGCCGCUCACAAGGUCGCAGAGUGUCAUUACAUCUUCGAGAGCGCAGCAGCAGGCGGCACACAGGGUAGUACCCCUCACUAUCACCAAAUUCACCAAGAAACUGAGAGACAGAGAAGAUGAGAUCUUCGAACUGUGACAUGUGGUAUCUGCUUUCUCACUUUGAUCAUUAAAGAAACUUUCCCAGAACUUCAUGGGGGUUUGACCUCCAGGAAAAAUGGAGAUAAAAGGAAUAUUUCUUUAACUCCCAGCUGCUGUAUGGACCUGAAACUAUGACAAGAAGUAACUUGUCAUACCGCCAUUUAAUAUAUACCCCUUGAAAUGGGGCCGUUUAAAACAAAUAUUUACACAUACAUAUUGCAUUUUUUAGCCUUGUUAUUUAUUUGUUAAGACACACUGUAGAUUAUGAAAAGCUUCAUAUAGCCCAAAGCUGUGUUGGGCAGGAAAUAGGGAGUGUGAAAUUUCAAAAAUGAGAAUUUGCAGUCACAUGUUGCUUUAGUCAUGUGGUUGUUCAUAUGGUCAACUCAGCCAGUGGUUUGUGUGUAAUGCUACCUCACAGCCUGAUUAUGCAAAGCUGCCCAAGCACUCUGACUACAACCUUUUAGCAAUUGCAUAUAAAGCAUAUAAAUCAUUUCACUGUAAUAUUAAGAACACAAAAACGACUUGGAAAUGCGUCUAUGUCAGUUACUGCUGAAUAAUUAGAUCUCUAAUGUAGCCAAAGUUAAUGUUUUUUUUUUUUAGAAUAUAUUUUUACAGCAAUUUUGUGUUGUUUAGUAAGGGUAUGUUUUUGAUUAAGUUUUAUAUAGUUCAUUAAAAAAUGUUUUAAUAUCA
Messenger RNA from Scomber scombrus (Atlantic mackerel), 1772 nucleotides. RefSeq names its product LysM, putative peptidoglycan-binding, domain containing 1 (gene lysmd1). The coding region runs from base 397 to 1080 and encodes 227 amino acids. The record is from RefSeq and is a predicted model, not a curated record. NCBI's taxonomy places the organism in Eukaryota, Metazoa, Chordata, Actinopteri, Scombriformes, Scombridae. The transcript is spliced from 3 exons.